GUUGCACUUCCGUCAAAGAUGCUUUCGAACCUCAAGGGGAAAGCAAUGAUAUAAAUGUAUUGAUAAACGUUCCAAUUUUAAUAAACAGACAGGAAAGACAAUGUCCCUCGCGGUAUCGCGCACCCUGUGUAAGAUAUUUUCACGACAGACUACAACUCCAAGCUCAUUUGGCAUUGGAGGGGAUUGUCAUGUCCGAGGUCCUUGGUUUGCAUCUGUUCUUACAUUGAAGACAUCUGCGCCACUAAGAGCGGAGCCCAAGAAGAAAAAGAAAGUAGAUCCUCGUAGAGAACAGUUGGUAAGAGAAAGACUGAAGAAGAAAUUGAAAAAGUUGGAGAAGGUUCCUCCUGAGCUCAUUCCCAUAGAAGACUUUGUAACCCCAACUAAAUGCAUGGAUGAGACAAGGGUGCGCAGUUCUCCUCAGCUUUCCUUUGAGGAGAGUGAACGACGAGCUCUUCUGCUGAAAGAGUGGUCCCGUUACAAACAGGCCCAGCACCAAGCUGAGAUGGAGGCAGUAGGCAUGGCAGUGGAAGCCCAGAGGGAGGCACUGGAGCAGCUACGCCUGGAGUCAGAGGAGCUCUACCAGGCAGCACUGAGGCCAGACCCUCUGCUCUUCCCUUUCAACCACCAGGGACCCAGCUACACACCACCCAAGGCCCAGUAUGAAGCACCAGAAGGCAAAUACAACAACAUCACCAAAGUCUACACCCAGUGAGAUUGAGGAGAUAUUAACAUUGCAGUGUCUUUCCGUGAUGUGAAUGGACUUCAUAAACAUGUCGAGAAGAUGAACAGACACAAGAGCUUAAUUAGACCAACAAUAGUGGUUGGAUAUUUCAUUUGAAGUGGACGGGUAAUUCAACCGCUUCCUGAACGGAGGACUGCUACCCUGUCACAGUCACUGUAUUGACCACUGCUCUAUCACAGACAUGCAAGUUUCAUUUUCCCCUCAAUUUUCAUUUUCCCCUACUGUAACGCCUUUUUAUUUGUGAAGUACAAUACAAUAAAUUGCACUUUCCAAAUUUAUAAAAUGUAAAUCAAUAAAAUCCAAACAUUGGAAUCAG
This is a messenger RNA of Esox lucius (northern pike), 1058 nucleotides long. RefSeq names its product mitochondrial ribosomal protein L40 (gene mrpl40). Lineage: Eukaryota; Metazoa; Chordata; Actinopteri; Esociformes; Esocidae. Gene Ontology annotation, cellular component: mitochondrial ribosome; mitochondrial large ribosomal subunit. The record is from RefSeq and is marked provisional.